CUUGCAGUUGUUAUGCUCCAAAUAACCUACACAUAUUAACUUUUAGCCCUGUCCAAUUUGUGAAGCAAGCAUGGAGAAGUGUCGUCACUUGCUCCAGUGCCUUUUAGAACAAUUGGACUAACCAGUUAUUCACGAGCUAUCCUGAUUAAGGCUGAAGGACAAAAUUGGAUUCGCAGUCAGGGGUUGUGCUGCGUUAAUACCUUGCAAAGUAUCACUUCCUCCUAUGCAGCAGCUUACAUAUGCUUUGAAUGCCGGAGAGUGAGUUACUGCUUCCUGGAGUAACGCGCAGCGACAUCCAAGCAGCGCCUCUCGCGGUUGAGGUUGAUGUGGAGCGAAGCGCAACCUCGGGCGACGGCGAUGGCCCCCCAUCGCCCCAACGCACAACACCACCAGCAGCAGCGUCGACGGCCAUCAACGUAGUUCCCGUGCCCGAACGCCGGCCUUCAAUAUGGCAGUUGCCCUUCUGCGCCCCCGACCUGUCCUGGCUCAGCAUCGCCAACACCCUGCUCUACCUCUCCCUCAUCUGCCUCAACGUGCUGGUUUACUCGGAGGCGGUGUGGCCGGGAGUGGGGGAGGUAGACCGCAAGUACGGCCCGCUGCUCACCCCGGCGAGCUGGUCGUACCACCUGCGGGACCUGAUCAUGUUCCUGUGGGGUCUGGCCGUGGCGGCGCAGAGCCUGGCUGAGCACCUGGGCUGGCGGGACUACCUGCAGCACCGGCUGGGCAGCCUCUGGCGCAUCCAGUGGUGCGCGGACUGCAUCUGGCUGGUGCUGCACGUGAGCGGCAACAUGGCCGCAGCGGCGGUGUUCUCCGCCACCUCGCUGUGUGCGGCGCUGCUGGGGAUGCACCUGCAGGCGUCGUUGAUGCGGGAGCUGCACCCGAGGAUGCAGGAGGAGGGACAACCAGGCGUCCCCGCCCUGGCCUACCUGCUCUUCGCCGCCCCCACCUCCCUGUCAGCGGGCUGGCUGCUUGCGAACCAGUGCCAUGCAAUUACGGCGGCGGUGGUGCGGGCGGACAAUGGAUCCCAAACGAUCGCCCUGCCGCUCGGCUGCUGUCUGAUAGCCCUAGCCGCCUGCAUGGCCCUGUCCCACCUCGCCCGCACGCGUGACGUGCUGUUCGGGCUUGGCUUCGCCUGGGCCGCGCUGGCCAUGUCGGUGUCCUCUGGGGGCUAUGCGGGCACCUACAUCGAUAACGGCGAUGGUACCUAUAGCUACGGCUAUGCAAACAGCAGCAGUGACAGCAGCGGUAUGGGUACCGGCGGCGGGUCCGGCAUGGGCGGUAGCAUGGCACCCUUGGAUGACGGCUACACUUUGCCACCAAUGGGCGGCUUGGGUGGUGGUGGUGGUGGUGACUAUGGCGGUGGAGGCGGUUACGGCAAUGCGACGGCCUCCCUCGGCGGUGAUGGUGAUUAUAGUGGCUAUGGGGAUGGCAGCGGUGCUUAUUAUGAGGGGUACCGGCCGGACCAGUUGAUUGCGCUGUUUGCGGGGUUUGUUGUGGCAAUCGUGGCGUUUGGUAUGGUUUCGGUGCCGCUGGGGCAGGGCAUGGUAGCGACGGUGCGCGGUGGGAGAGGGGGAGGGAGAGGAGGAGCGAGAGGAGGGCGGAUAGGCGGCGGCGGAAGUGGAGGAGCUGGUGCCGCAGGG
Astrephomene gubernaculifera is the source of this 1640-nucleotide messenger RNA. The record is from the annotation of a GenBank genome assembly. NCBI's taxonomy places the organism in Eukaryota, Viridiplantae, Chlorophyta, Chlorophyceae, Chlamydomonadales, Astrephomenaceae.